AUGUUGGUGCGUUAAUGAUGCCCUCUGCUUGUGCUGACACUGGCAUUUGUGCAGCUGCCAGCUUUCUGGGCUGCCAGUGCACAUUGCUUCUCAUCCACCAACAACCCCAGGUCCUUCUCCUCGGGGCUGCUCCGGAGGUGGGACAUCUUAAAUUAGAAUCCUUUUAUAGCUUCUGAAGUGCCCUCUGGGAAGGAGAGAGAGGCCAAGGCAAGCCAGCUUAUUUUUUGCAUCUUUAAAAAGUCCCUGAAGCAAGUGUUCAUCUCCUGUGUGGAAGCUUGAAAGCCUGGGGGGGUCUGGUUAUGACUUCUGUGCUGCUCCAGCUGUGCUCCCUGUUCCCACAACCCCUAUGAAGUGUGUGUGCGAGGUCUUUGAUUCGGUUUUGCUGUGCGCUGUGAGCAGAGCUGUGCCCUGUGGUGUGUCGCCCUUCCUUUGGGGUGGCUGGGGCUGUGGGUGUUGUGACUGGUGCAGCUUCGUCCCCCUCGUCCUUGGGGUGGGUGUUGGACUGUGGAGAUCUCCUGGCUGUGCGCGGUGCAUCCAAGCAGCGCACAGCCCUCAGGUGGGCUCAAGCGCCUUGUUACCAAAGGAAUAAAUCAUAAAGCAGAACUAAAUGCCAGCAAUCCCUACCCUUUUAUAGGGGAGGGGUGGGGGGAAACAUGCCUGUACAUAAUGUAAUGUUUCUGCCCCUCCCUUUGUGCUGUUAAUUCACUUUGAGCUGCUGCCCAGCGCUUUUAGCUGUGUCCUCCUGCCUUUACUGGAAUCCAUCUGUUCUGGCUGCCUUCUCUCUUUGCCCUUCCCGUCUGCACCCACGCUUGGCCGCCCCAGCGCACCUUGUUCCCCUCCACAGCCCCUGUGCCGAGUUUCCCAGGGCUCUGCCACAUGCUGCGUGACGAGGAAGCUUUAUUUCUGAGUGCAGGAGAUCGUUGUGUUUUUGUGUUGUGACCUUCGUGCUCCCAGGUGCAGGGAGCCAUGGCAGGAUCUAUGAUGCGCGUUGGUGACCAGCUCAUCCUGGAAGAAAAUUAUGAUGAGACAUACAUUCCCAGUGAGCAAGAAAUCCAGGAUUUUGCACGGGAGAUCGGGAUUGACCCUGAGAAGGAGCCGGAGCUGAUAUGGCUGGCCAGGGAAGGCAUCGUGGCCCCGUUACCACCCGAGUGGAAGCCCUGCCAAGAUAUCACUGGUGAUAUCUAUUACUUCAACUUUGCUAACGGCCAGUCCGUGUGGGACCACCCCUGUGACGACCACUACAGAGAGCUUGUCAUCCAGGAGCGAGAGAAACUGCUGGCACGUGGCGGCCUGAAGAAGAAAGAGAAGAAGAAGAAGAAAGAAAAGAAAGAGAAGAAAGAUAAGAAGGAGAAGCAGUCACUGAAGCGACCCACCGUCAGCAGACUAUGCCAGAUCUUACCUGAUGCGGAGAACGCUUUAGAAAAAGGCCCCUCUUCUAGCAGCCUUGAUGUAGACAUCGACCAGGACCAAUACACACCUUUAGAAAUGGGAGAAAAGCUUUGUCUUGACUCCUCUGACUCGCAGUCUGAUGAUUUAGAAGUUAGGCCACCAGUGCAACCGCUGCGUGUGUCAAAGCAAUCCUAUUCACAAGACUUUGAGAAAUUGAAAGCUCUACUAGAUGCCUCAGAACACAAAAUCCUGCUCUUUGAAGAUGAAGAACUGAAAGAAAAGUGGCAGAUGAAAGAUGUGAUGGGUGAGUGUGUCCAUAAGCCUGAUGAUCGCUUCUCAGUCAGAGAGAAGUCUACAGGACUGGAUGGAGAUGGGGGAAGAAGUCCAGGCGUAUUGCAAGCCAGAGAAAAAGAAAACUUCUACCACGGGAACAAUGAAGUGACUCUGCUGGAUGUCAGUCUCACAGAUGACUGGAGUUUGCAGGAGACAGCUGAUAUCCCAUACGCUCAAGAAGAGCUGAGAUCCCACAGCAAGGUAUCUGAGAGUAGAAGUAAGAGGAAAGCUCGAGAUGAGGCCUUGGGUCAAGCCGUCAGUCUGCACAAGAGCAAUGAGACCAUCAGCAGACCUGAGAGAGGGGGUUUAAAGCAGAUGGAGCUGCUGGACGUAGGAGCAGACAUAGAAGUAGACAGUAGCAAUGGUAUGCUAGAGAGCCGCUCUGCAGUCCCUCACGAGAUCACAGGUAUACUACCCUGCUUCCAAGGGGUAGAUGCAAAGAGAGGAGUCGAUGUGGAUCCUACAUCAAAACAUGUGUUUUCGUCUGCUAAAAAUGGCUGGAGAAGCGAGGAAGGAAGCGGUUUGAUAUCAGAGCAAGCUCCCAGAGUGUGGGGAGAGAAAGCCGCAGCAGACUUGCAGGCGGAGUGCCAGGGGAGCAAGAGUCUCUGUCAGCACGUGGAAGUGGAGAUGACCCAACCCAGAGAAACUGCGGGGAGGUGCGGCAAAGUAGAUGUUGGUGAAGGAGCAGGUGGGAAUGAGCCCUCAGGCACCCAGCUUGCCCCCGUCCAGCCGCCCCUGGGGACCCUCGCUCCGCUGCGUGGCCUCGCGGCGUCUCCGGCCGGCAUCCUUCGCGGGUCCCUGAACUCGGACCUGGGGAGCUCGGUGGACUCCAGCCUUGUGGCCAAAGGAGGAACGCAGCCUGCAGAGACCUGUAAGCCCAGCAGCCAGACCAAGACCUUGCUGGGCUUGGUCUGCGAAGAGAAGAGUUCCUUGAGCACAGCGGCUCUGGAUAAAGGGAGGAACGAAGAGGAAGAAAGCGAGAAUGAGAGUCUCCAUGGGACAGCAAGACUGUUCAAAAACCUGCACAUGGAUGUCAGCGCCCUGGGAGGCAGCUUUGGCUCGGAGGUGAACAGCAAAGCAGAGGAGGAAAGCUCUGGCAGCCGGUUAGCUGAUGUCGCUGAAGCGGAUCUCCAGCACCAAAGGAGUCCCGCGGAGGACGCUGGCAGCCUGAGAGAGAAGGAGUCUUUAAAAUCAAGACAUGCUGAAGAAAAGCCAGAUUCUUCCUUGGAUUCUGCUGCUGCGUGCCCUCCGACUCCAGUUCAAGUCCUUCCUGGAGAUGCUGACAGUAGCCUGUCUGGCCAGAACAAGGAGGAGUCCGGUGGCAAACUUGCUGGGAACGAACUACUGGGCAAGCAAGAUGCUGAGGUGGAAGGUGACAUCUCUGCAGCUGAUGAGCUGCCAGAGCCUCCGGAGGAAAGGAGCGCGGCAGGGACAGAUGUGCCCAGCAGUUCCAGGCAGCCUGGAGUUGCAUCUCCAGCUGCUGAAGCCGCUGAGGCCGAUCAGCUGGCAAGCCUGGCUGCCACCGUCGACACCGGGUCUGUUGGGGAAAAGAUAGCGACUGAAGUGAGGGAAGAAGCAGCAGCUGAUCUGAAAACAGACAGCAGGCUGGAUGCUGGCAAACUUUCGAAGGCAUCCGAGACCAGUGACUGUGGGGAGGACCUGCAGGUCUCUAACCGCUCGGACCGUGAGCUGAUUCGGCCUGUGGACCUGGGUUUCCGGAGUCAGCUUUCUGAGCAGGUACUGGAUGUGGGGGUUCUCUCUCCUGUUUUGGACGACCCCACGUGCAAGGCCCAGGAGCUGGGAGAAGAGGAAAAAGACCAAAGCAAAGCCAGUGUAGAGGAAGAGCAAAGCAAAAGAACAAAAGCCGCUGAGAGUGAGGGGGAUCAAAGUGCUUGUGAAACACCAGAAGAGAAGUGUUUUGCUUUAGAAAAUUCCAAUCGGGAGGAGGCCGUGGCCCGGGAGCCGGAGGAGGGGUCGCUGGAUAGCCUAAUCAAUCUGGAGGAGCUUGCUGCCCCACAGAAAGCGCAACCAGAGAAGGAAAUUGAACCCGAGCAGUCCUUGAAUGAGCCUACUGAAGAAUCCCUGGAGGAAAUAGCCAAGGAGCUGGAGACGGAGCUUGAGCAAGAGAAAAUGCAUUUAUUGCAAGCAAAGCAGGAGAAAAUCCAGCAAUUCCAGGAGGAGAUGAGACAGCAGGAGGAGGAAGCUGAGAAGCUUCAUCAUCAAAAAGAAAAAUCCCUCAGGACUCUAAAAGAAGACUUGGCGAAGGUUUCUGAGGAGGAAGAAUUGCGUGUCAGAAAGGAAGAAACGGAGAGACUCGCAAAGCUGCGAGCCAAAAUCACCUCAGAGACCGAGGCAGAGAAGGAGAAGAUAAGGGCAGAGCAAGAGGUUGUGCUGCAGAAGCUACGAGAAGAGUGGGAAUCCCAGCAGGUAAUGGAGAAGGAGAGCCUGGAGAGGCAGCAGCAGCUUGUUUUGGAGAAAAUGAAGCUGGAAAUGGAGGAAGCUCAGCAGAAAGAGAAGAUCGGGCUGGAACGAGAGAAGGAACAAUUCCUGAGUGAGCUCAAGGAGAGAUUAGACAGGGAAAAGAAGAAGGCAGCAGAAGAGCUAGAGAAACAGUUUGCAACUGAACUCCGGCAGCUGAAAUCUGCAGCGGAAGAGAAGCAUCGUAAGGUCAUUUCCAGCCUGCAGACCCAGCUAGCAGAGGCACAGAGGAGCGAGGAGGCUCAGCUUCAUGAAGACUUGCAGAGAGCAGAGCAGAAAGUGCAGCAAAAAGCGUAUCGAGUAACAGAAUAUGAGCGCGAGCUCAGCGAGCUUAUGCGAGAGAAACGCCAGGAAGUGGAAAAAGACCAUGAGAGGAAAAUGGAGAGGAUGAAAGAGGAGCACCAGGAGGUCCUGGUACGGAUUCGGGAUCAGUAUGAGGAGGAGGAGAGAAGGCAAAGAGCAGAGCUGUUGGAAGGCCUGCGAAGUGAGGUGGUGCGCCUCCGGCAGCUUCAUGAAGCGGAGGUGAAGGCUCUGCAGGCAGAGCUGGAUGAGCAGCUUGCCGCACUGCGGCACCGGCACAGGGAGAAGGAAAGAAAACUCCAGGACUCGGAAAACGAGCUUGAAAUGCGCAUGAAGAGCAUCAAAGCCAGAUCAGCGCAGCUUCUUAGCCAGGAGGAGUCUCUGAGAAAGAAAAGGCAGCAGCUGCUGGAUGAAGACAGACGGACUGAGCUAGAAAGAGACGAAGCUGCUGUAGCUUCUCAGCUCCGCCUAGAGGAGAAUAGGAAGGAGCAUGCCAGCCUCCUUGAGUCCACCCGGCAGCUGCGUAGGUCUCUUGAAGAGCUCCAGGACCAGAAGGCUGAGCUGGAGGCCCAGGUGGACUUGUUGCAGACCCGAAGCCAGAGGCUGCAGAAACGUAUCAGUGAGCUGGAGACAGCUGUCAGGAGCAAACAGGAGACUUUGAAAGAACUGGAGGCAGAAGAAAGUGUGGAAUCUCCAAGAAGGAAAGCUGAGCUCCAUGUUGAAGACCUGAGAGAAACUAUUCAAGCUCACUCGUCCAGAGAGGCCGCUUCCCCACCCUCUCAAAGCCAUGAGGACAGCAACUUCCAAUUUGAUCAUGUCAGGAGCUACAUCUCCGCGGAAGGGAUCUCCAUCAGGAACGCCAAGGAGUUCCUGGUGCGCCAGACCCGCUCCAUGAGGAAGAGGCACACGGCACUGAAAGCCGCAAAGCAGCAGUGGCGCCAAGAGAUGCAGAAAGCACAGGAGGUGGUGCAGGAUCCCGACAGCUCCCAGCUCCUGGAGGGUGUGCGCAAGAACCUGGAAGAGGAAGCAAAGCAGUUGGACAAGAUGAAGUCGGCUAUGCGGAAAGGACAGGUGCUGCUGAAGAAGAAAGAAGAGAAACUAAGCCAGCUGGAGUCCUCGCUGCUGGAGGAGCUUUCGGAUGAAGAUACGCUGAAGAGUGCUGCAUGCAAGAAGAUGGUGACCUUUGAUCUCAGCAACUCUGAGGACACAAACAGCACAUCCAGUGUAAACCUGUGUCAGCCUAAACCUGAUUUGAGAACCGAUUCACGGCCUGACCCCCAGCCGGACAAGAUCCAGUACUUGUCGGAGUCUCUGCGGCGUAUCACUAGUGAACUGAACGGGGUCCUCGGCAUCUUGGACUCUCUCAACAGUUGCCAGUCUCCACUCUUCAGCUCGACGCCCUGCGACGGCGUCCCUCUUUCUGCGUAUGCCUCCUUGGCAGGACUCCAGGCGGGUGGCUCUGUGGUGCCCCCCACCGGGGCGUCCCUGGUGAGCCCGUGGCCGUGGAACACCGGGCUGAGCGCUAGUCGCUCUUUCACGGCCGGACAGUCCGUGGACAGCAUCCUGGCGGAGAAAUGGCACAAGUAUUUCCCAGGUGGGUUCCCGUCGCUCAGGGAAAGUUCCAAGCCUCUGCACAACAAGCUGGGAUACGUACCUGCAGAUGAGCAAAUACGGCUGUUCCAGCAUUCCCAGUCCCACAGCCGUGAGUCAGACGGGAGGAGUAUCCAAGGAAUGAUUGAGACCAACAAGAAAUGGCUGGAAGACUUCAAGAGGGAUUCGCAAAUACCUCUCUUCCCAGGUGCACAGAAGCCCCCUGCCAGCAGCCCCAGCCUGCUUCAGCUGGGACUGGAUGAAAACAGGCAAAUUAAAGUGUACCAUUACUAAAAGGUGGGACUUGGCUCUGGAGAGACGGUGGCUGGGGCCUGCACGGUCUCCCUGGCAAUACUUUGGGUUUCAGCGAUGCCCAGUCGUCUCAGCUCUGCCUCUGUGCUGUGCCCUUGGAAUAAAGUCUCUUUACAAGCGACUGGAAGGAGGAGGAAGCGAACUUCCCAGGUGGAUUCUUCUAAUCCUGUAAUGUGUCCAAAUAUACUUUAUAGACUGUUUAAUCCGGUGGUGAAAUACCAGGGCUCCAAUAAAUCAACAGUGUUCUCAUUAGUAUUCUAGCAAUCGUGAGCCAGAGCUGUGAAUCAUGGAGGACUUUGAGUAACUGGUCAAGGGGGAGGACGUGAAUCCAGCUGAGACUUUGCUGGAGGAAAUGUGUCAGGAAAUGAGCCCGCACUGAUGCCCAGCAAAUGCUUAAUUGCAGGUGGGCAAGACAUCUGGCCUCUGCCGUGUGUGUGAGCAAGGGAGAACGAGCAGCAAAAUGGCUGUGGAGUCUGGGGACGGAGUCGGGGAGUGGCAGACUCUAUCGGGGAAUGUUCCUCUCGUUUGGGGUGGAAGCGAUAGGAUCCGAAGCAGGGGUAGCUUGUCAUGGCGGAUGUGGGAAAGCGCUCCCUGCUCCCUCGUUCUGCUCCCAGCCAGAGCUGCGCCGCAAAGCUGUGCUGCGGGAGCUCCGCUGCUGCCUUACGAACGCUCCGACGGCAACGAGGAGCCGCAUGGCGAGAGCGUGGGGUGGUGCCUGGUGCGGGCGCUGUUAAGGAACUCAGCCUAGUGUGAACGUCGAGACGAAGCCCCACCUGCGUCCCUCCGUGCCCUGGGGAGAGGGAGCGGAGCUCAGCUCAGCAGCUGGGGUCUCCCUCCAGCCGGCGGGGCUGGGGAGGCAGAGGGGAGCCCUGGCUGCCCGGCGCGGAGCCGGGCCUCGCCGCUCCUGCGGCAGCUCUGCUGAGCCCCGGGGACAGCGGGGCUCACCGGACCCCGGGGCUGGAGGCACGGCGGAGGUGCCGGGAUGCCCAGCGCUCAGACCUCGGCUCCGAGAUGGCUCGGCGCUCCGCUCAGCGGGUGGCUGCAGCAUGCUCCUCCGGAGACGCUGUAUCCAGAACACAUCACCGUCCCGCCGGGGCAGAUGGUGCUGCUCUAGCCAAGAGGGAGAAGUCGGGCUAGUCUGUCCUACUGCUGAGUGGGAAAUGUGGUAUUUGGUUGCCUUUGUUGGCGUUUCCUCCAAGCUGACUUUAAAUAUUUUACGCUUUAAAAAAAAGCUGAACCACUUGCCACUCUGUCUGAUGAAGAAGCCUGCAUUUCAAGGGUUCCCAUCUGUGAGAACUCGUCUUCAAAGCCGUUCUCUCUAGAGACAGCUGAUACGGGGAGGGUGGUGAAGCUGCUGCUCUGCACCCUUCCGCGCUGUUUGUCUGCUGGUGUGGCUAAUGGUGUGCGGCACAGUAAAGCAGAGCCCCCUGUGCCGGGUACUGGCACGACACCGCAACAGCUCACACUGUGAGCGUGGCAGGGAAUGUUUACGUGCAAAUGGAAAUAUAUUUUUGAUGAACAACAUUUUAAAACUCUUAAGAGUGUCUGGAUAUAUUUUUUGCUGACUUUUCUUAGACUUUUUUAAUUACUUGGCCAGCCUCUAUCCUUGGGCAGCCUGAUCCUCUGGUCAGGUCCCUGUUCUCCCACCUUCUGCUUGCUAACAAAUGCAGGGUGGUCCUUCUGCAGGCGCUGCCAGGAGAGAACGUCUCGCUGGCGCCCUUGCUGAGGCAAUCUCAGGUAGCUCUUACUGGCUCUGGCUGAGUGGGGAGACCCCAGAAAUCCAUAAGGAGGGGCAGCUGCCCAGGGCAGUCCCUCCGGAGGAUCGAAACGCGGGUUUCCCAUCUCCUGUCAGAUUGCACCAGUCCCUGGCUGUAGGGAAUUUGCUUUUAGCUUCCUGGCUGUUGGUGGGCGCCACGGAAGCCCUUCCCGUGCAGUAUUUUUGGAGGGACCCUACAGUUGUGGCUUUCAGUGGCGUGGGGAGGCUGCCAGCCUGGUGGCUGCUGUGCCCGAAGCCGCAUCGCUGAGUCCAGUCUGUGUGCGCAGAAGGGUGUGUUUGUAGUGUGGAGAAAUGCCUGUUUUCUUAGCAAUAACUUGGUCUGAAACAUGUUCCUCUUUCCCGUUUAAAACCUGUGAUAGCAGCUGUAUCUGGUUUUGUAUGUAAAUUAAAUCUACAUGAGCCUGGCUUUUA
Molecule: messenger RNA, 8590 nt
Organism: Chroicocephalus ridibundus (black-headed gull)
Lineage: Eukaryota; Metazoa; Chordata; Aves; Charadriiformes; Laridae
Gene: CEP164
Product: centrosomal protein 164
Exons: 33
Coding region: 967-6384 (1805 amino acids)
Biological process (GO): cilium assembly
Cellular component (GO): centrosome; centriole; ciliary transition fiber
Molecular function (GO): protein binding
Source: RefSeq, a predicted model, not a curated record